AGGAAGUGGCUGCAGCAGCAGCAGCAGCAGUGCUGACUGGAGCUGGACAUGUAGCUGCUACACUGAUGCACCAGCAGCUGUCUGUCUGUCAGGAUUUCACUAGCCUGGCAGCUAGAUCACAGUCAUAUCUGACAAUGCGAUGGGUAACUGCUGGGCAUACUGUGUGGGGCUCUUCAGGAGAGAAGCCAGCAGGAUCCAGAGAGGAGGCGGGUCAAAAUACUUCCGCAGCAGUACCACAGGGGAGCAUUAUACAAUCGAGUUUGAAAAUCUGGUAGAGAGUGAUGAGGCUGAGAGCCCACAGCCCUGCCCGAGGCCCAUCAGUGAGGAUGAGCUCAACCACCUCAGAGAGCACCGCUACACUGCGCUGUCAGACAACCAGGUCCUGAUAGACCAGAAGCUACAGGUGGAGUUAGAGGCACAAGAGGAGAAGUUGAGGCUAGAAGACGAGGCUAGAAAUGCCGCCCAGCGCGAGGCCGCCAGGUUGGCACGUGAACGAAAAUUGAAGGAGCUGUCUGCCCAGAGGACACGAGGGAAAGCAGAUGGCUCCGGCGGUGAAACUCAGCAAAGAAAACCAACCUCUGGGGAGGAUUUUGACGUCUACCUCCAGAAUGUUAAAGCCCAGUCGGAGGCUUUCAGAGGCACCAGACUGCCGUCUGACACCAACGUGGUGACCCCCAACACAGAGUGCAGCUGGGACUUCACCACCAAGACCCGCUCCACUAACGACGACGGUACCUCGCUGGAUCUGGAGUGGGAAGACGAGGAAGGAAUCAAUCGUGCACUUCCAGCUUGGGAGAGGUCUCGGACAGAGGAGGACAUCCUGCGAGCGGCCCUGAGGCCCGGCGGCAAGCAGAUGACCAGCGGGCCGACCUCGGCCUCCGAGGACUCCAACGCACUGGAGUGGGAGAAUGAUUUUGUGAGUACGCACCCAGAGGACAGUGCAGACACUGAAUUUGAUGGGUUUGUCAAUCCUGUCCUAGACACUCCCUCUGAGGACGCCUCGGACUUCAGGUCGGACAACCAGGACAGAUAGUGUCCAGCACCAAAGGAGACGUUUGUUGUGUCCUCUUCAUGUCAAAGCUCACCAGCUUUUUGCCUCAUGAAAUGGAAAUGUACGUACUCACUCUUCAUAUUCUGUAACGAGACUCUGUGGGAAUAUGUCGUGUAAUCUACACUACACAACAGUGUGGUGAUGUUUUUAUCAAAUACUCAUUUUUUCAGUGCCUUCAUUUGCCAUAUUAGCCGACCAUUGAUGCAUUGUAACUAAAACAGACCGAGUACUAGUGAUGUGCCAAUGAAGCCUCAUGAACCAUUUUCUUCAUUUUCUGAGCCCACUAGAUGGAGCUCUCUGUUCAACAAAGAGCUGAAAACACACUCAAUUACCAUUGCUUGAGCCUUUUUCUAUUAACCAAUAGCCUCAUCUAGUGUUAAGAAAAUAAAUAAAAUGGUUCAUGAAUUGGCACAUCACUACCGAGUACCAUCCAUUACCGUGUGACACAUUGUUCAGUAAGUGCUUAUUUCCAAUGCACAGUGCCCAGGAAACGCCAAAAAACAGACAGCUUUUUAUUCUAGUGACAUAUCUUACAGGUUGUCGGAGGAAUGUAACUUAUUAAGUUACUUUUUGGAAUCCUAGCAUGCACAUUUCUCUGCAUUUGACCCAGUCUAAACUAUUUGGCGGCAGCAGAUGGUCACAGUGCAGCGCCGGGGGACUAACUGCAGCUCUGAGGUCAGCAGCAAUACCGAGUGUUCCAGCAUGUCUUCUGCUGUUCAAAAUCAAACCCUCAGUCUCUGACUUAGGUUUCAGCUCUGCCCUCAGUCUUUACAAAUUAAAUAGUUGCAUGAUGGCAAAAAAGAAACUUUCUUCUAGAGUAAUAAAUAUUAGUUUUGACUGUUUUGACUUGAGAUCAGUGUAAAAAUCAUUGGAGAAAGAAUAUUUUCUUUACUUUUGUAUAAUUUUUCUCACUGUUUGAUGGACAGUGUGGGUGCAUAGCAUGCCAUCAGAGCAGCAGCAUCUUCAGAUGAGGCAUGAUAUGCUGUCAGUGUCCCCUGCAGUCCGGCCCAAGAGCAAUACGGGACCUAUCAAAUAUAAAAACUGCAUAACUGCAAUGUGCAUUUUCUUGUAUUUUCAAAGAUCAAUAAAUAGGCUUCCUAUGAGACAUUCAUUAACACUCAAUGCUGCUUUCAUAUCUGAUUAAAUUGUGUUCGGCCCAAGCAUGAAAACACUUUGUCUGUUUGCAGUAAAAUGCUCAGUAGUUUUUAUAAAUAUAAAGUUUCCAUCAAUGAACAUCUCGACAACGAAGGACCUCUUAUAAAACACAUCGAGCUGCAACGAUUAGUCGAUUAGUGCAUCCAUAUUGAAAUGAUGGCAAACUAUUUUGAUAAAUCGAUUAAUCGUUAAAGUCAUUUUUAAUGCAUAAUGGCAGAAAGUGACGUUUUCAGCUUCUGAAAUGUAAAGAUUUCCUGCUUUUCUGUGUUUUCUAUCACAUGAAACUGAAUAUCUUUGGGUUUUGAACUGACAUUUAAAGGCAUCGUGUACUUUGGAGAGCUGUUGUGAACAUUUUUCACUAUUCUCUGACAUUUUAUAGGAAAUAAUCUGUAGAUGAAUUGAUAAUGAAAAUAAUCAUUAGUUGCAGCUCUAAAAACCAACAUAUUCUCUCUGCACAAACUGAACCAUUUGUAAAUCAAGAGCUCUGUUGGAUAAUACUGCCGGUUAUUCCAAGCUCCACCCUUUCAGAGUGUACUAAUUCAUACAGUGCAUUAAUGCGUAUAGAAUAGAGUCACAUUGGAUUUACAAUUGCCCCCCAAAAUUUUAUUAUAAGAUCUUUUUUACAUAAAAACAGCACACAACAGCAACAUCAUUGCCAGACAACAUGACAUCCACACCCCAGACAUAUAUUAUGGAUUAUUCAGGACACCAUCUCUUCAUAAUUUGCAUAUAAUUAUCCAUGACUGGCAAAGCAACAACAACUCUGGUUGACUGAUUAUAACCCACAACAGCCUGUAAACUAUGGAACCAUCGUCACAUUUAAGAAGCUGCAAUUAGCAAUAUUUUGGUUGUACUGUUUGUGGCCACAUUUCUCCAUCUAAGUCACAAAUCCAAACUGAGGGAAAGCUGAAUAAUUAAGCUAAUGUGUGGCUAAUUGCUCUGAAAUAUACAGGUACAUCACAAAGAAAUAGAGUAUCAUAGAAAAGUUUAUUUGUCAGUAAUUCAGUUCAAAAAAUGGAAAUAACACAUUAUAUACAGUCAUGGAAAAAAAUAUUAGACCACCCUUGUUUUUCUCCUAUUUGUUUCGUUCAUUUUUAUGCCUGGUACAAUUAAAGGUACAUUUGUUUGGAUAAAUAUAAUGAUAACAACAAAAAAAUUGCUCAUAAGAGUUUAAUUUAAAAGCGGAUAUCUAGACAUUUUCCAUGGUUUUCUUGAUAAUGAUUUUGGUUAUUAUUCAGUUCAGUUCAGCUUUUUUAUUUCAAACAUGUGCGAGUAACACAAGAAAGUCAACUCAAAAACAAACAAAUCCAAUGAGAAUAAUCAAAACAAAAAUAGCAAUAGUCAAAACAAAAGCUAUAAAGUGAAUGCAACAUGUCCGAACAGGAGUAGGAUGAAGCAUAUGCUUAUUUAAACCUACCCCUUCUCCACUACUCAAUUAACAUUUUUUAAUUUUUUCCCCCCCCUAAACAUACAUAUUUACAUAAUAUAUAUUUACCAAAAAAAAAGAAAAUAAUUAGAUUAAAUAAACAAAUACAUAAAUAAUUGAUCAUUUAUGAAACACCCGAUUGUUAAAGCCCUUCUAUCAAAAAACCCAUGGAAAAUGUCUAGAUAUCAGUCUUUUUUCCCAUGACUGUAGAUCCAUUACAUACAAAAUGAAACAUGUCAUGUCUUAAUUUAAUUUCUUCUAAUUAUAAUGAUUAUGGCUUACAUUUAAUGAAGAUCUAAAAUUCAUUGUCUCAAAAAAAAUUGAAUAUUACAAAAGACCAAUUUUAAAAAGUCUGUUUAAUAAAAAAAUGUUGGCCUCUGAAAAGUAUGUCCAUCUAUAUGACUCAAUACUUGGCUGGGGCUGUUUGACUUGAACUACUGGAAAUGGACUUUUCCAUCAUAUUCUAAUGUAUUGAAAUGGUCCUCUAUACAGGAAUAACUGCAGAAUAUACUACAUAAGUGGAACAUAACAGGAGACAAUCUUCACUAACAAAAAUGACUCCAGCUUCAAAUAAAAGACACGACUGAUUAGUGGUCGGUUGCUUUUAUUCAUCACGUAAUCAAGAGACGAUGUUUUUAAAUGUGAUUAAUUUGUAUUAAAUCUGAUAUGAAAUCCAAAGUCUGAACUAAACGUUCAUAAAUCAUGAUAUGAUUGUUGUUCACUGCUUAUAAUGAAAGCAAUAUGAGUCUGGAUGAGAAAAGAAAAUCACCAAACAUGCAAACAGGACUCUGGUGUAAACUCUGUAAUGGAUCCAAUGCUGCUGUAUACAUUCUUCUUCUUCUUCUUCUUCUUCUUGUGCUUUACAGUUUGAUUUCACAGUGUUUCACAAUGAUUAUUUAAUCUGUUUGAAUCAAGCGUAGUUCACUGAUUGCACUCCGGUGUGUGAGGUUUUUUUGGUGUUAUAAUUCACUGAACUGAUUGAUGUGUGUGAAGAGGAAACUGGUGUGUGUGUGUGUGUGUGUGUGUGUGUGUGUGCGUGUGUAGACGAGACACGGGUUGAUCCGGGGACAUUAAACUUCUUAAUAUUUGAGUGUGUAAUUUAACAAUAGUAUUGUUUUGAGCACAUUUUUCAUAUUCUGUUUUGCUGCGAGUACAUGACCUCUGAUGAUGAAUCACUGUAACUUUCUGUAAAAGAAGUCUGUAACUUAACAUUCCUUGUCACACUGAGCCUGAGAGGAAAAAUAAAACCCAGAAACAUGCACUCACUGGAACGACCACGUGAACAUCACGGACAGCUGGGAUUUCUGCUUCUAACAAACUUUAGCCGUGCCUAAAUAACACCGGCAGAGUGAAUUUGUCUGCUGCAAAACAGUACAGUGGUGGAAAGUAACUAAGUACAUUUACUCAAGAACUGUACUGAAGUACAAUGUUGAGUUACUUGCACUUGAGUAUUUCCAGUAUUUAUGUAACUUUAUACUUCUACUUCACUACAUUUUCAGGCAAAUAUUGUACUUUUUAUGCUACCUAUUUUGCCCUACAAAGUCUAACUGCAGUAACUAUGCAAUGAGUAAAACUGAGAAAAACUGCUUUAAAGUUUUUUAAUGGUUUUUAACUGACCAGCCAAAUUGGUUAUAGGUAGGUAAGUGAUAUGACACUUAUUUCCACAUGUAUUGAUGUAAUUUUUAUGCUAAGAAAUCAUGACAAAUAUUUGACCUUUCACCCCAAAAAUUUAUUUACUGCACUCUGGUUUUGCAUCGCUGUAAAAGGUUCUAAUGGUAAUGCAAAACCGGAGUGCAGUAAGUACAAUGUUGUUGUCUUCAUUCAGUAUAUAUAUAUUGUUUCAAAGAUGAAUGUGUGUAUUUUAGACUUAAUAUUACAAAGAAAUGUUAUAUUUUAGUCUUCAUAUAAUUUUAUCUCACUUUUUUCUGGAUUUUGUAUUUACUGCAAUUUUUAUAUCAUUGUUCCUCAAUUUAGACCAAAAAUGUAGUUACUGCAGUUAGACUUUGUAGGGCAGUAUAGAUCAUAAGACUUUGAAAAGAUUUGGAGAAAACUCUUAGAGUUUUUAGUCUCACACUGAGAUUUUAGACAGACUGUCAAUCUUGCAGGGUCACUAUUUACAAGACUACAACUAGAUUAUUUUCCUACCAUGCAAUGUUUUUCCCAUCAUGCUCUUAGUAAAAACUUACAAAUGUAGGAGAAGCAGCUUUUGGCUCCAGCUGCUCUCGUGUGUGACGUGGUUUGUGUUGGAAAAAAACAACAACAAAAAGGGUUUCUGUUUUUCUGACAUGAAAAGUUGACUAUUUUACAGUAAAUAUAGAUAUAAGGAAGAAUAAAAGGAAAAGGAAAGGAACAUUUAGAAAUGAAUUCAUGAUAUACAUUUAUGUCCUAUUUAAUUAUAAUUUGUCCAUCCAUUAUUAUUUAUUUAGGUAUACAUUUAAUUAUACAUUUUACCUGGGUCUCCUUACUGUUCUCUUUACUUUUCACACAAAAACAAAAAAAACCCACACUGGGCUAUACUACAUUACAACUCGGCUCACAGACACAAAGAAAAAUACAUAUGAUGAUUCAGAAAUUAUAUAGAUACAAAAAUAAAUGACCUACAUGUUCCAGUCCUAUGUAAAUCCUUGUGUAAAUAUGGUUGAAAUAUUCAUACCAAUGUAUAACAAAAAAGGAUCCCACAUUCUAUGAAAGAUGUCAUCUUUAUAAUGCAGCAUACAUGUCAGAUAGUCAAGAGAUAUAUAUUCUAUUAUAACAUUAUGCCAUUGUGUUCUAGAGGGAGCUUUAUCUGUUAUCCAGUUUAAGAGAAUACAUUUUCUAGCACAGAAAGGUAACAUUUUGUACAAUUUCUUCUCAUAUUUAUCAACAAUAAAGGCAUUUGAUAUCUCAUGCAACAUGCAUAAUGGGUCACAUAGCAGAUUCUUAGAUAAAAUCCUAUUGAUCUCCUUCCCCACCAUGUGACAGAACUUUUGUAUAUUCCUGCAGGACCAUGAGCAAUGAGUAACUGUUCUCUUUACUAAGAAACAGCGCCCCCAAAAAUCUAAAUAUAUGACAUCACUAUAUUUUUUAUUUAGGACUGAGCUUACUGUCAUUAUUGUGAUGUUCCUUUUUCCUGUGGAAGUGGUUUUACUGGCCGGUCUGGAACCGGGGACCUUUCCCCCGCUCAUCUAUUGGUUGGUGAUUGUGUUACGUCACUGAGACUUGAGAUAAUAUCAAACACGUUUGAUAUGAUCCAAACCCAAGACUAGGGAAAGACUGAUUUGAAACAGAGCAGAUUACUACCUUAAACUUAACCAUGGAGAUGACGGGAGCGCUGUGACUCCAGUAAAAGAUUUACGAAAGACUUUCAGUUUGUAGUCUGGGACUGUGGAAAUCUUUUGGUCAAGAUUUAACAUGAAAACAUCAUAAAUUAAAACGUAU
Molecule: messenger RNA, 7049 nt
Organism: Centropristis striata (black sea bass)
Lineage: Eukaryota; Metazoa; Chordata; Actinopteri; Perciformes; Serranidae
Gene: ap1ar
Product: adaptor related protein complex 1 associated regulatory protein
Exons: 10
Coding region: 140-1033 (297 amino acids)
Biological process (GO): negative regulation of cell motility; regulation of Arp2/3 complex-mediated actin nucleation; negative regulation of substrate adhesion-dependent cell spreading
Molecular function (GO): AP-1 adaptor complex binding
Source: RefSeq, a predicted model, not a curated record